UGCGCGGGCGGUUUGGGGCUGUGUGCAGGGCUAUCGCCGAGCCUGACCAGCUGCGGAGAGGCUCCUGGGCUCCGCCGAGGUCUCCGCUCCAGCUCCUCGCUUCGGCCGCCGCAGUUUCCAAGCCGCCGCCGGGGGAGCGGCCGCUUAUUGUCUUUCUCCGCGGCCAAGGUGCGGAGCUGCUCCAGCUCGGCCCGCGGGGGAGCCCCGGGCGCCGCACGUAAAUUAACAAGAAAACUUCGAACCAAACACCGUGGGGGUCAGUGCGUUUCCAUUGGUAUCUCCUGCUGAGUGACCGAUGUGAGGUGUGCCCUGGGUUUUUCUGGUUUCCUUGGCCUCAUUUUGCAACUGUGUUCACCUGACAAAGUGUCCUGGGUCAUGAAACUUAAUCCACAGCAAGCUCCAUUAUAUGGCGAUUGUGUUGUUACUGUACUGCUCGCGGAAGAGGACAAAGUUGAAGACGAUGUAGUUUUUUACUUGGUGUUUUCGGGUUCCACCCUCCACCACUGUACAAGUACUCGGAAGGUCAGUUCUAAUACGCUGGAGACCGUUGCUCCUGGUCAUGACUGCUGCGAGACAGUGAAGGUGCUGCUCUGCGCUUCCAAAGAGGGCCUGCCUGUGUUUGUGGUGGCGGAAGAGGACUUCCAGUUCAUCCAGGAUGAGGCCUAUGACGCAGCCCAGUUCCUGGCCACCAGUGCUGGCAACCAGCAGGCCCUGAACUUCACCCGUUUCCUGGAUCGCUCAGGACCCCCGUCCUCGGACGUGAACUCCCUCGAUGAGAAAGUUGCCCUGGCCUUCAGGCACCUGAAGCUGCCAGCGGAGUGGAACGUGUUGGGGACAGACGCAACCUCACACGAUGGUGGCCCCCGAGAGACGUUGAUGCAUUUCGCCGUGCGGCUGGGGCUGCUGAGGUUGACAUGGUUCCUGCUGCAGAAGCCAGGUGGCCGCGGAGCUCUGAGCAUCCACAACCAGGAAGGAGCGACACCCGUGAGCCUGGCCUUGGAGCGGGGUUAUCACAAGCUGCACAGGCUCCUGACCGAGGAGGAUGCUAGAGAACCAGACUCCUGGAGCAGUUUGUCCUAUGAAAUCCCUUAUGGAGACUGUUCUGUGAGGCAUCACCGAGAGCUGGACGUCUAUAUGCUAACCUCCGAGUCUGAACCACACCAGGAGCCCCCACUUCCUGGAGACAGUUGCACUGGACAUAUUUUUAAACUUAUGAACAUCCAACAGCAGCUAAUGAAAACAAACCUCAAGCAGAUGGACAGUCUCAUGCCCUCAGCGGUGACAGCACAGGAUCCUUCAAGUCCCCCCUGUGACCAGGAUGCAGAUGGUCACUUUCUUCCCCGAGCGUCCGAGCCCACAGCCAGCCAGCAGCUUGCCUCUCCUGAAGCUGCUGAGAGCUGUCAGCGCUGCCGGGGGAGCUCCGUGGGGCAGACUGAGAGCUCCUGUGAUUUGUCAGGUGUGGCCAAGGAGGAGGAUACAGACCCUUCCUGCAGGAAGAAGAGCACAGGCGUGGAGAGAACAGGAGGUGAGGUGGGGCCAGCACCUGUCACAGACCCUGGGGCGGCGUCUGCUCCCGACAGCUGCAUUCAGAGCGUGCCUGAUGGCAGAGGAGAGGGCCCAGAAGGCCUUCCGUCCUGUGGAGUCAGAGAUGAAGAGACUACGUCUUCGGCAGUGGCCACCAACCUGGGGUCCCCAGGCAGCGUCCUGCAGGGGGGCGUGGCCCAGGCCUGCUCUGGAGGCAGGCUGGUGGUUGCUUCACCAGCAGGUGCCAGUGCCCCCGAGGCUACAGGAGAAAGGGAACAUGGUCUCGUGCAUCCCAAUGCUGCCAUCGGGGGGAGCAUGCUUGAAGUGGAAGAGACUAUGAAGAAACAAUUUGAGGACUCUGGUAUCAGCACAGCUGGAGACUCUGACGGAAAAGUCACAGACGAGCUUGUGCAUGGAGCCAGCCUUCCAGACGGCGUCUGGGCCGCCAGUUCCCUGGAUGCUAACAAAGCUGCAGAGUCGAUCCUUGGAAUUAGUAAUGGCAAAGCUGCCACUGACCAAACUGCAGAAACCGAAACUUCUAAAAGCUGUACAGAGAGUGCUCACACUCCAGGAGCCCAGAACCCUCAGUUAAUUCCAGCUGCUGCAGGCGACACAGUUUCAGAAGGGCUCCGACCCAACACUCCCUUAGCCAGCAUGUGCGCACCAGGGUCGCCCUCUGAUUUAACCUUGCCUGGGCCGCACAGAGGUGUGACGCCUGCCCCGAAAUCAGAAGCGGAGUCAUCUGGUGUUCACAGCCAAGACAGCGAGUCACCCAUCUGCUCCGCAGCUGGGGGUGAUAAACUUUGCACAGCCCCUGGGUGUCAGCCAAGCACAGGGACGUCUAGUGGGGUGUCGCUUGCAGAACAUCGUGACGACACAGCCCCCCAGCCUGAGAGCACAACCACAGGACAGCUCGGCACACGGCCCCCGCCCCCUGCCAGCUGCCUGAGCGGCCCACAGGCCAGCUCCACCCAGAGCACCCCAGACACCCCAGAACGUGUGGCUGCAUCUCCUCUCCAAGUUUCAGAUAAAGAAAGCCAAGGAGAAGAUCUGAAAGCGGAGACAUCGUCAGCAGAUCCGGCUGAGGUGGUUCCACACCCACAGGCCGCUCCCCCCACGGCUGAGAAAGAAGGGGCGUCAUGCCCGGCUGUGACGCCAGGCGGUACUGUCUCUCUGGCAGGCAGUGAAUCAGUAACCAAAGAUGACGCACUCUCGCUUGUCCCCUCCCAGAGUGAAAAGGGAAGAGCAGCCCUCCAACCACACACAGGUGGUGGAGAUGGGCCUGACGGAGACACAAGACGUCCGGAGGAGCAGCCUCCAGAAGGCGGCACAACGGGCCUGGGCCCACCCCCCGCGACCCUAGACCCGCCGCCCAGCAUGGGGAACACCGGUCCCGGAGGACUCGCUGGGGAGCAGGAGUGCCCCUCCCCCACAGCGGCCCCCGAAGCCCCGGCCGUCGAGGGGGCCACUGCCUCUGCCCUGCUUCCUGGGGGUCAGACCACUGCGACUGAAGGAGGAAAAACUCAGGUGGUUCCUGAGGGCCCAGGAGGCGAGGGGAAAGCCAGGACCUGUCCCACCACUGAGGAUGGCGCUGUCUGCUCUGGAGCAUCGCAGGAAGAGCGCAGACCACCGCCUCCUGUGCCAGAGGCCCCGGGGGUCCCCGAAGAGCCUGGGGCAGAGGACAGAGUGCCGCAGCCCAGCAACUCCCUGGGCACACCCUUGGCCCGUCUUCAUGCAGAAGCUAAACCCAACAAGGAAGUGGCCCCAGCAGCCUCCCGGCCGACAGGAGGUGGGGCCGCACAGAGCCUGGUGCCACCAGGAGCCGGUCUAGCUGCACACUCCAGCCAGGACGCCCCAGGUGCAGAGCCGAGCAGCUCAGCUCCAGUGCCAAGUCUGUUAGCAGGUGGGCCCGAGGCGCAGAACUGCCGUCCAGCUUCUUUGGCUCCGGCUGUUGAGGUGGAAAACACCCCGUCCCCGGGGAAGAGCGCUGGGUGUGAGGUGAGUGGAGAUGCAGCGCUGGACGGUGCCUGGGUCCGUGGUCUACAAGAAGCCCUUGGGGCCAGGACAAAGGAUAUAUCUCACAAUGCCCCAGACGCCUCGUCCUGCCAGGAGGAGAAUAUGAUCCUGGGUUUGCCUGGAGCUUCACCAGCUGCAGGCAUGACUGACCCCCAGGGCACCGCGCCCCUGGAGCUGGUGGCGCCUCUGGGUGGGGAGAAGAAGCUGGAGGGAGCAGACUGUGGCUCUGUUGGCCUGCAGGAGGCCCAGGGGGACAGUAAGGCGCAUCAUGACCCGCCGCAGCCUGCGGGCGGAGAGCGCCCCCCAGAGAUGGGGCCCUCGGGUGAGGCAAGGGGUGCCCCCGCUCUGCCCUGCGCUGUCUCCACCAAAGCCCUGCAUCGGCCCGAGGGUGCCAACUCCAUCGAGGAGGCUGCCAGCCGCAUCGUGGAUUCCGUCAUAGAGCAAGUCAAGGCCUCUGGAGCACUGAUGACAGAGGGGGCUCUCGGGCACGGGUCACCGCCCAGGCCUCCCAAGGCGGGCCCAGGGACGGAGCCCACAGCACGUGCUUCUGCCGGGGAGACGAGCUCCCUGCAGCCUGCGGAGACCCCGCCGGUGGACAGUGGUGGCAGAGAAGCCUCUGGGAGCCUUGAGCAGUGCUUCACUGGAAGCGAGGAGCCAGAGAUUAUUCUGCCUGUCCAAGGACCUGCACCAGAGACAGAAAUGCCCGACACGAAAGCUGAAGAUGAAGUGGAUUUUCUGAGUAACACCCGGGAGAGUUCAGUUUCUGAAGAGGUGGCUCUGGGAAACAGAACUUCUACGCCGGAGGUGAAACCAGGCCCGAAGACCCAGGCGAUAAACCGAGAAAGCUGGUGUACCAUUGAGCCGUGCCCUGAUGCAGCAUCUCUUCUGGCUCCCACGCAGAGCCCAGAAUGUGACAGCUUCCUGGAUGUUGGACUGGGCCAAGAGUGUGCCUCAAAACCAGGUGUCCUUAAAAGAGAAUCUGGGAGCGAUUCUGACCUUUUUCACUCGCCCUGUGAAGACGUGGACAGCAUUGUCUUCUCCAAGCCCGAGGAGGAGCAGUUGGCCUGCGAUAUCACUGGAUCCAGUUCCUCCGCCGAUGACACGGCGUCCCUGGACCGACAUUCGUCUCACGGCAGCGAUGUGUCCCUCCCCCAGAUUUCCAGUGUGAACAGGUCCAGAGACCGGCAGUAUCUCAACGGCUUCAACAGCCAUGGGGUGGGAGCUGAGGGUCGAGAGAGCGAGAGCGAGCCCACUGGCUCGGGUGAGAUGGAGGAGGAGGAGAUGGACAGCAUCACCGAGGUGCCCACGAGCUGCUCUGUCCUGCGGACCUCCAUGCGCUCUCUGUCCCCUUUCCGGAGGCACAGCUGGGGUCCCGGGAAGAACGCAGCCAGCGACGCAGAAAUGAACCACCGGAGUUCAAUGCGAGUUCUUGGGGAUGUUGUCAGGAGGCCUCCCAUUCAUAGGAGAAGUAUGAGCUGGUGUCCCUCUGGUGUGCAAUACUCUGCUGCCCUGAGUGCUGAUUUUAAUUACAGAAGUUUCAGUCUAGAAGGCUUGACAGGAGGAGCUGGUAUUGGAAACAAGCCGUCCUCAUCUCUAGAAGGAAACUCAUCAAACACCAGAGAACUCAGGCACCCUUUCAGUGGCCAGGAAAGGGGUGACUCUCUGGUGUCGCUUUCAGAAGAGGAUCUUGAAUCAGGCCAGAGGGAACAUAGAAUGUUUAAUCAGCAGACAUGUCACAGAUCUAAACAACAGGGAUUUAAUUACUGUACAUCAGCCAUUUCUUCUCCACUGACAAAAUCUGUCUCAUUAAUGACAAUCAGCCAUCCUGGGUUGGACAGUACACGGCCCUUCCACAGCACCAGCUCUAAUCUGACUGGGAGUAUAACAGAAGAGAACUUUAAUUUCCUGCCACAAAGCCCCAAGAAAGAUUUUGAAAUAAAGAGCGGAACCAAAGUCAGUCGUACGUUCAGCUACAUCAAGAACAAAAUGUCCAGCAGUAAAAAGAGCAAGGAAAAGGAAAAAGAGAAAGAUAAAAUUAAGGAGAAGGAGAAAGACUCUAAAGAGAAGGAGAAGGACAAGAAGAGUGUGAACGGGCACGCUUUCAGUUCCAUCUCGAUUGUGGGUCCCAUCGUCUGCAGCCAGUGCAUGAAGCCCUUCACCAGCAAAGACGCCUACACGUGUUCAAGUUGUGGCGCCUUUGUCCACAAAGGCUGCAGAGAAAGUCUGAUCUCCUGUGCAAAGGUCAAGAUGAAGCAGCCCAAGGGGAACCUGCAGGCACACGACACGUCCUCGCUGCCCACAGUCAUCAUGAGAAGCAAGUCCUCCCAGCCCAAGGAGCGCCCUCGGUCUGCUGUCCUCCUGGCCGAUGAAGCCACUGCCGCCCCCGUGUUUGCCAACAGACGGUCCCAGCAGAGCAUCGCGCUUUCCAAAAGCGUCUCCAUUCAGAACAUCGCUGGAGUUGGCAACGAUGAGAACAUAUCGAACACCUGGAAGUUCCUGUCCCACUCAACAGACUCACUGAAUAAAAUCAGCAAGGUCAACGAGUCCACAGAGUCCCUUACUGAUGAGGGAGUAGGUACAGACAUGAAUGAAGGACAGCUAAUGGGAGAUUUUGAGACUGAGUCCAAACAGCUGGAAGCAGAGUCUUGGAGUCAGAUUGUAGACAGCAAGUUUCUGAAACAGCACAAGAAAGAUGUCGUCAAGCGGCAAGAAGUGAUUUACGAGCUGAUGCAGACGGAGUUCCACCACCUCCGCACCCUCAAGAUCAUGAGCGACGUCUACAGCCGGGGCAUGAUGGCCGACCUGCUCUUCGAGCAGCAGAUGGUGGAGAAGCUCUUCCCCUGCUUGGACGAGCUCAUCAGCAUCCACAGCCAGUUCUUCCAGCGGAUCCUCGAGCGGAAGAAGGACUCCCUGGUGGAUAAAAGCGAGAAGAACUUUCUCAUCAAGAGGAUCGGGGACGUGCUUGUGCAGCAGUUCUCGGGGGGGAAUGCCGAACGCUUAAAGAAGACGUACGGCAAGUUUUGUGGGCAGCACAACCAGUCCGUGAACUACUUCAAAGACCUCCACACCAAAGACAAGCGCUUUCAGGCCUUCGUGAAGAAGAAGAUGAGCAGUUCGGUCGUCCGGAGGCUGGGAAUCCCCGAGUGCAUAUUGCUUGUAACCCAGCGGAUCACCAAAUACCCGGUUUUGUUCCAGAGGAUACUGCAGUGUACCAAAGACAACGAGGUGGAGCAGCAGGACUUGACACAGUCCCUGGGCCUGGUGAAGGACGUGAUCAGUGCCGUGGACAGCAAGGUGGCAAGUUACGAGAAGAAGGUUCGUCUGAACGAGAUCUACACAAAGACCGACAGCAAGUCAAUCAUGAGGAUGAAGAGCGGUCAGAUGUUCGCCAAGGAGGACCUGAAGCGGAAGAAGCUGGUGCGGGACGGGAGCGUGUUUCUGAAGAGCGCGACCGGGAGGUUGAAAGAGGUUCAAGCGGUCCUGUUGACUGACAUCUUGGUCUUCCUUCAAGAAAAAGACCAGAAGUACGUCUUUGCGUCAUUGGACCAGAAAUCGACAGUGAUCUCUCUGAAGAAGCUGAUUGUGAGGGAAGUAGCACACGAGGAGAAAGGCUUGUUCCUCAUCAGUAUGGGGAUGAAGGACCCUGAGAUGGUGGAAGUCCACGCCAGCUCCAAGGAGGAGCGCAGCAGCUGGAUUCAGAUCAUCCAGGACACGAUCAACACCCUGAACCGAGAUGAAGAUGAAGGAAUUCCUAGUGAGAACGAGGAAGAAAAGAAGAUGUUGGACACCAAGGCCCGGGAGUUAAAAGAGCAACUUCAGCAAAAGGACCAGCAGAUCCUGCUCCUCCUGGAAGAGAAGGAGACGAUUUUCCGGGACAUGACUGAGUGCAGCACACUCUUGCCAGAGGACUGCUCCCCAACCCACAGCUGUAGAACCCUCUUCCGCUCCAACACAGAAGAGGCUCUCAAAGGAGGACCUUUAAUGAAAAGUGCAAUAAAUGAAGUGGAGAUCCUGCAGGGUCUGGUGAGCGGCAGCCUAAGAGGCUCGCUUGGGCAGGUCGUCAGCAGCCCUGCGGAGCAGGAGGGCAUGGUCGGCCCCGUGUCCCUGCCCCGGAGAGCGGAGACCUUUGGAGGGUUUGACAGCCAUCAGAUGAAUGUUUCAAAAGGAGGUGAGAAGGAGGAGGGAGACGAUGGCCAGGACCUCAGGAGGACCGAGUCGGACAGCGGUCUGAAAAAGGGUGGAAAUGCUAACCUGGUAUUUAUGCAUAAAAGGAACAGUGAGCAGGUCAUCCAGAGCGUCGUCCAUCUCCACGAGCUCCUCAGCACUCUGCAGGGCGUGGUUCUGCAGCAGGACAGCUACAUCGAGGACCAGAAGCUGCUGCUGAGCGAGCGGGCGCUCACGCGGACGGCGUCGCGGCCCAGCUCUCUCAUCGAGCAGGAGAAGCAGCGCAGCCUGGAGAAGCAACGCCAGGACCUGGCCAACCUGCAGCGGCAGCAGGCACAGCACCAGGAGGAGAAGCGGCGGCACGAGCGCGAGUGGGAGUCCCGCGAGAGGGCGCUGCAGGAGCGCGAGGCGCGCCUGGCGCAGCGCGAGGACGAGCUUCGGCGCGGCUGCCAGGACCUGGAGCGCGAGCGCGAGGAGCUGCAGCAGCGGAAGGGCGCCUACCAGGGCGAUCUGGAGCGCCUGCGCGCCGCUCAGCGGCAGCUCGAGCGCGAGCAGGAGCAGCUCCGGCGGGACUCGGAGCGGCUCAGCCAGGUUUCAUAUCAAAACACCAAGCUGCUGCGGAUCCCAUCCUUCUCUCCGAACCCUGAGGAGACCCCCUCGCCACCUGCACCUUCAAUAGCCAAAUCAGGGUCAUUGGACUCAGAACUCUCAGUGUCCCCCAAAAGGAACAGCAUCUCUCGGACACACAAAGAAAAGGGGCCUUUUCACAUGCUGGGUUCCGUCAGCCAGACAAGCAAGGCACCAGAGGCUCAGAGCCAGACCCCAGUGUCCACGUCCACCCGCCUGUUCGGGUUAGCUAAGCCAAAGGAAAAGAAGGAGAAGAAGAAGAAGGGCAAAGGAAGCCGCUCACAGCCCGGGGAUGGCCCCGCGUCGGAGGUGCCCGCGGAGGGGGAAGAGAUUAUCUGCUGACCGGUCCCGCUGCUGUCCUGCCUGGUGACCGUCCACCCCCGCCAUCCUGUGUGCGCUUCCCCCCAACUGACGCCUGCGCCCCGCAGCCCUCCCCAUUGCCCUGGGGCCUGGGCCCGAGGGACAGACGGUCCUGGGGGUCAGGGUGGGGCAGGAGGCCCGGGAUUGUGACCCAACCACUGGCCGGCCCUGCUGAGGUCACAUGACAACGAGGAUAGCGGCCCCGGAAGUCCAGGCGAUGGUUGUGGACAUGUCAGGAAUGCCUCGAGGCCGAGAGGGUGUUUCCGAAUGUGGUCUGAAGCUCUGGCUGCCUUUUGAUUUGGGGGAACAGAACCAAAAAUCAAACAGCAAGUAGUUUGCGCUUCAUCUGAAUGCGUAUGGUACCCGUCUGUAUAGACACGUGGAAUACGAUGGGACUGUGCAUGAUCUGCACCAGACGCCUGGCGGGCUCAGGUCCGCACGAGGGUGCUGACCCCACCACUCGGUGGAUGCGCUCCGAGUCUCAGCCGCUGGUCCCCCCCACCAGGCUGUCUCCCGGCAAACCCACCCGUGCACACUUCACCCGCCUCUUCUGCGUGUAUUUCUCAUUCAGAAGGGACGGCAAACAGUUGUGAAAACCAAUGAAAGAAGGCUCGAUGUCUUUAAAAAGCAAAUGAUCCUGAAACACCUUGAUUUUGGUGUUUUGGUUACUUUGGGGAAAAAAAAAGAAGUCAUCAGAUCUAAAAGAAAUACUGUAUUGGCUUUCCAAGAUGUUUGCCCACAGAUUCUGGGCACAGAAGAAGUAGAGAGGCCACCUUCCCAUCACCCCCGCAGAGUAACACUUUACGGUCGUCACUGGCCAUUCGCACAUGACCACGACCCCCUGGCCGUCCCCCUGGGGCCUUGCAGUGUCUUCCCAGGGAAACCUCUCCUGCCUGUGCCCCCGCCAGGGGAGAGGGUGGCCCCCCGGCGCUCCUCUGCCUGCCCUGGGGCCGCCUGCCUCUUCCUCCGGGGUAGGGUGACCGCCCUCUCCUAGACAACUGGCUGAAAAGCAGGAGCAGGUGGGCGCGUUGGGCGUAUGGAGUAGUUCAGACCAGGAGAAGAGCUGGCCCAGGAGGUACGGCCUGGAAGGGUCUCCUUCUGUCAGGAGGCCUGGCACAAUUUUGAUUUCUCCAAGUUUUGCAGUCUAAAGUUAUGAUGGUUACUGUGCCCUGUCCCUUGAAGAUGCCACAAGUGCUAUCUGCUUGUUCUUUUUCCUCCUCUCUCCUUUUUUCUGUGUUUUCAUCUGUAUUCCUGGAGGCUCGUCACCAGCCUGCAGGUCCAGAGCGUUUCCCCAUGAGGCCCCCGCACCUGCCACGCUUGUUACCCCCUCAUUGUGGGGGGGAAGACCCUGGAAAAUUCUGUGCUUUCAACGUGGCCUUUGAUUCCUGCCUUUCGCUGCUCAGGAGCAUGGGUCUUUGAACAUAACCUUUUUAAAAACAAACAGGUCUGUACCUUGGUGCUUGUUGAUGAGUUGCAAGCUGGCCUUGCAGAUGGAGAUAUCUAUCUUUCAGUUUAUUUGAAAGAGGUCUGGUUUAAAAGUUUUAGCUUUAGAUUUAUUUAUUUGUGUGCCGGGUGCGUGUGUGUGUGUGUGUCUAUGUGUGUGCGUACGUGCGUGUGUGUUAAGGGUAAACACACCAGCCCAACGGUUUUGACUGUCCGGUCAAGCAGCCCACGCUGCAUCCUCACUCCUCCAGGUCUGUCAAAGUGCCUUGAAGGCCCAAAGGAAAAUUAAGGGUGGGGGGUGAAGUCCCUUUCUUUCCCUCCUCCCACCCCAACCUCAUUCUUUGACCAAGAGAGGUCUUCCUCCUGAGAGUUAAAAAAACUCGCCACCCAUGGGCUUACAUGUGCCUCGUUUUAUCACGGCGAUUUCUUACCCUUCAGAAAGGCUUUGAGAACCAGCUGAUUUUCGACUGAACCUUAAUAUGCAGCCCCUCAACCCCCCGACCAAAGACCCUGAACGUCAGAAGGUUAGGUUGCCUCCGCUGCCAGUCCCUACAGCUCCGAGGAUGGCCAGUCUGCCAUGGCCUUGCUUAGACCCGCGGGGAGCUUGGCACUCUGUCCUGGUCACUGGUUCGGGGGGCCCGCGUCCUCCUUCCGGUGUCUGUGUAGGCCCGCCCCGCCCCCCCCCACCCCCGGCCCUGGGCGCGAAGCCAAGGCUUGGUGCUGGUGGCCGUGCCCUCACACAGGCUCUCCACCAGAGGCGCCCGGACAGAGUUUCUGUCCGUCGCCACACAGCUGGAUUUCAGUUUCAAAGUGUCCUUCGUUCCCACCUGGUUGUGAAGUUGCAGUUGCCUCGGCUGUUUGGUGGCGGUUUUCUGAAACGAUUAGCCCUCUGCCUGCACCCUAUCUGGUCAGGUUGUGGUUGGACGAGUUUCGAAUCUGAAUCCAAGGGCGUCUUCCCCCUGACCCAGACCCGUGCUUCUCCGUGCCUUGGCCCCCUCUCCCCAUCCAGUGUGGGGUUUGGGGAGCCACCUGGGAUUGUUGCUGCUCCUGCUUUUGCUUCUGACCUCGAGGCCACCUCUGACCUCGAGGCCUGACCUGGUUGCUGAGGUUUUUUCCUGUGAGAAGGGGCCGCCUCUCAGGGCGACUCAGACUCUGCUCUCCACAGCAUCCCCAAGCUGGGAAGGCAAGCUUCUCUGCUUAGGGAAUCAGGAGCCUGACCUCCCUUGCGUUUAGAUUUUGGGGAGCAGAUGGAGACACCACCCAGGGUCCCCAGGGUCCCAGAGUCGAGUGAUUCACCUAGAAGGAGGCUGCGCCUUCUCCCAGGACUCCCGUCAUCUCAGUGGUCGCUGUCCUAGUCGUGCGACGGGCGACGUGUGCACUUUAAAUGCUCCCCAUGGUUGGCUUCACUCCGCGACAAUCAGCUAUUGACUGUUUUCUUUGAAAAUGGAGAGGGUUAACAACAGCCCAGUUGCUGUCAUUCAGCCUUUGCCAACAUUCCCCCCUCUACCGCCAUGAGAGUGGUCUGUGGGGAGGAACUCCUUAACGAGGUUUUGGUUUUUAUUUGGAAAGGUACGAACCUUACCUUUUAUCCUCUCACGUCUCAGGGUAAUACCACUAAAAGUUCUUCUUUGCAGACAUUCUCCUGUUACUUGCUGUCUUCCCGAGCCCCUAGUUGCAGCAGUAGGGAGCACGCACUGUAAGACCCUUGGGGUUUGUUUGUUUGGAGGGUGGGUGUUAGUGUGUCUGGGUUUAUAAAUAGGCCCCACCUGAACUAAAAGAUAGCACCAUUAGCCUUAGGGCCAGACCUCCAACCUGGAGGGUGUGGUUCCCAGCAGUACUCUAAUUCAUCCCUCGGACCCCAGAGUUCUUUUUCCAUAGCCAGCUCUUGCUCCCAAGGAUCUGUUGUCAGCUUGGAGCUGUGGUUGUUGAUGCAGCAUUGAUGGGGGGCCCAGUGUGCCCCACAGACAGCCAUGCCCAGGGGCUGGUUGUGAGGGAGAAGUUGGGAGAAACGGACUGGAAAGUGGGCUUCAGCAGCCAAAAGAGGGUGGUUCGGAGGGGACCCCAGCCACUGCCGAGGAUUCUGGACCUGCUUGGACUGCAGACGCCCAGAAAGAACCCUCCGUGUCGCGGUGGCGGUGGCUAAGGCUUGGCGCCCGCCAUCCCACAGCAGGGCCGUGUGACACGCUCACGGCGGCCCGGGUCACAGCCCCUCCUGGCGCUGCUGCUCCGGCCGACCCUCAGAGACAAGGAAGAAGUCAGCGGUUCGUUUCGGUUGGCUUCGUUUUCUUCAGUGUAGCAUAACAUUCCUAGUUAACCUGCGCUUUGAAAUCUUCUGCCUGCUGGCCAGGUUUUAAGACGAGAAGUCUUUCAGUGCUGCCAUAAGAGGGAAAAAACAAAAACAACAAAGGCUUCUUUCCAUGUACCAGUCGAAUUUAAUUUGUCAGAAGCUUAGCUGGCCUUGAGUUCCUCCUCCAUCUUGCGAAGGUUUAAAGACGGGCAGACCCAGCUGGCUGACGUGUCUCCUGCCGUGGACGGCGGCCGCCUGCUCUGGAUCCCCGGGCCGCGCCGGGCCUCUGCUCACCCCGCCCGGACGGCCCCGGGCUCCAGGGCUCUGAAGGGCCACCGCGCUCUCCGUUCGUCUGAGGUUCCCGGCGUGUCACCCCCCCCCCGACGCACAGGACACCCCAGGACAUGCAGGAGGCCGGUUCCCAGACACCUGAUACCUCUGCUGUCGUUUCGUCGUUUUCAGAUGCUAAAUGGACAUUUCUGUGCUGAAUCCUAUUAAAUACAAAGGGGUUAAAACCCAGAUGCUGUAUAUUAAUUUGUAAUUAUGUAUAAAGUAAAAGCAGUUUUAAACUGUAAAGAUUUUUUUUUCAGUGUGUUUCCUGGAAUUUUGCCGCAACAUACUGGCUUUGUAUUUUAUUUAUCUUCCUUUCUAGUUAUCGGCUUCAGACCCUUGUAAAGCCCCCCUCCACCUUCCAAAAAAAUAAAUAAUAAUAAUAAUAAUAAAUGUCCUUUAAUAAGUCUCAA
Molecule: messenger RNA, 13164 nt
Organism: Bubalus bubalis (water buffalo)
Lineage: Eukaryota; Metazoa; Chordata; Mammalia; Artiodactyla; Bovidae
Gene: AKAP13
Product: A-kinase anchoring protein 13
Exons: 39
Coding region: 376-8673 (2765 amino acids)
Biological process (GO): adrenergic receptor signaling pathway; regulation of Rho protein signal transduction; positive regulation of canonical NF-kappaB signal transduction
Cellular component (GO): membrane; actin cytoskeleton
Molecular function (GO): MAP kinase scaffold activity; guanyl-nucleotide exchange factor activity
Source: RefSeq, a predicted model, not a curated record